GUUAUCUGGCUGGUUAUAACGGGUCUUUUAGCUUCGAAUCUGGUGUAGAAUACCCCGAAGAUUUAAAUUAUACGUUCAUGAGGGUAUUUUUGGCCUCGUUUGGUGCUUGGAUGGCUCCCUUGGCAUACUUUACCGCAAUUGAAUUAGAUUUCUCUCGAAGGGCCACGAUUCUCGUGUCGUUAAUGGUUUUGUUCGACAUGUCAUACCUUACCAUUAGUCGAUUUAUCCUUCUGGAUUCGAUGCUGUUAUUUUUCACUUUCACCACUGUAUUCUUUUUGACCAAGUUUCAUAAUCAGCGCAAUUCCGCUUUUUCAUUUGAAUGGUGGUUCUGGCUAAUCUUAACCGGAACUUCAAUCGGAUGUGUGUCCAGUGUCAAAUGGGUUGGCCUUUUCGCCACUGCUCUGGUUGGUCUUUACACCAUCGAUGACCUUUGGGAAAAAUUUGGCGACUUAAGCAUGCCUAAGAUUGAUUACAUUAAGCAUUGGGUUGCAAGAAUUCUUUGUUUGAUAUUAUUGCCAGCUUCCAUAUACGUGCUCAGUUUCGUAUUACAUUUCGCAAUACUUCAUAACAGUGGUCCGGGUGAUGCUCAGAUGAGCUCCCUGUUCCAAGCUGGUCUUAAUGGUAAUAGUUUUUCCGAAAAUCCCAUAGAAUUGGCAUACGGUUCCAAAAUCACCCUCAAAAAUAUGGGCUAUGGAGGUGGUCUUUUACAUUCUCACGUACAAACCUAUCCUAAAGGGUCGGAACAACAGCAA
Messenger RNA from Acaulospora morrowiae, 752 nucleotides. NCBI's taxonomy places the organism in Eukaryota, Fungi, Glomeromycota, Glomeromycetes, Diversisporales, Acaulosporaceae. The record is from the annotation of a GenBank genome assembly.